AUGUCGGACCUCUUCAUCAAACAAAUCGAUGUCUUUCAGAAAGAUUUACCAUAUUCCGGUGGAGUGUACCGUCUGUCCGGAGGACGAGAAUAUCGCAGUUUUGAUGCAACCUUUGUUCGCAUAACUACACAGAAUGGUCUCGAGGGUUGGGGUGAAAGUACACCUUUCGGAUCCUCUUUCGUUGCUGCCCAUGCACGAGGUGUCCGCGCUGGUAUCGCUGAGAUCGCUCCAAAACUCAUCGGCCUUGAUCCACGAAGAGUCGAUCGCGUAAAUGAGGCGAUGGACAUGGCACUCGUUGGACAUGAGCAUGCCAAAUCUGCUAUUGACAUUGCCUGCUGGGAUGUUUUUGGCAAGUCAGUAGGAAUGCCGGUCUGUGACCUCUUGGGCGGUCGAACGGCAGUGAAGCUGCCAAUUAUCUCUUCUAUCUAUGUCGGGGAACCGGAAGAUAUGCGUGCACGCGUUGCUGAGCAUCGGAAGAGGGGUUAUGUCGGGCAUUCGAUAAAGAUUGCGGGAGAGCCCGUAGCUGAUGCGGCACGGAUAGCUGCCUCACUUGCGGACAAGCAACCUGGCGAAUUCUAUCUCGUCGAUGCCAACUGUGGACUCACUGUUGAGACAGCUCUGCGUAUGUUGAGGCAGCUUCCUGAAGGGCUUGGGAUGGACUUUGUUUUGGAAGCACCUUGUGCGACUUGGAGAGAAUGUGUCUCUCUUCGGCGCAGGACAAAUAUCCCCAUACAUUUCGACGAGCUCGCAAUGACUGAGGCUUCAAUUAUUCAACUCAUUGCUGAUGAUGCUGCUGAUGGCAUUGGAAUGAAAAUCUCAAAGAGCGGCGGACUCACAAGGUGUCGUCGCCAGCGCGAUAUUUGCAUUGCGGCGGGGUACACUUUCAGCGUUCAAGACACAGUUGGAUCGGACAUCUCAUUCGCUGCUAUUGUUCACAUGGGACAAACAGUCCCCGAGAAGAACUUGCGAUGCAUCCUAGAACCACGCGAUAUGGUAACUGUCAAGACCGCCGAUGGCCCAUAUGAUGUUGUUGAAGGCCGAGUCACUGCGCCCAGAUUGCCUGGCUUGGGUAUUAAACCCCGCCUGGACGUGAUGGGAGAAGCUAUAGCGAGCUAUUACUGA
Messenger RNA from Penicillium pulvis, 1122 nucleotides. Its product is annotated as mandelate racemase/muconate lactonizing enzyme family protein. The record is from RefSeq and is a predicted model, not a curated record. The transcript has a single exon. Lineage: Eukaryota; Fungi; Ascomycota; Eurotiomycetes; Eurotiales; Aspergillaceae. Bases 1 to 1122 code for a protein of 373 amino acids.